Tetrahymena thermophila SB210 is the source of this 291-nucleotide messenger RNA. RefSeq names its product syntaxin, putative. The transcript has 3 exons. NCBI's taxonomy places the organism in Eukaryota, Ciliophora, Oligohymenophorea, Hymenostomatida, Tetrahymenidae. The record is from RefSeq and is a predicted model, not a curated record.
AUGAACAUGUAUUAGUAAGAAAUCAGUGAGCAAGAUAAGCACAUUGAUGAAAUAAAUUAUGUAGUAGAUAAGUUGAAAGAUCAAUAAGGACUAAUGAAAGAUGGUUUAGAUGAAAUGGGAUAAAAGCUUUAGGAUUUAGAGGAAGGUAUUGAUAAAAAUGGAGUAAGAAUGAAUGCAGUUCAAAAAAAACUAUCUAAAUUACUAUAAACAAAUGAUACAAGUCAAAUAUGCACGAUUUUGAUUCUUUUUGGCAUCCUCUGUGUUUUAAUUUUCCUUGUUAUCUACACAUGA